Molecule: messenger RNA, 1774 nt
Organism: Pistacia vera
Lineage: Eukaryota; Viridiplantae; Streptophyta; Magnoliopsida; Sapindales; Anacardiaceae
Product: probable lysophospholipase BODYGUARD 3
Exons: 4
Coding region: 112-1545 (477 amino acids)
Source: RefSeq, a predicted model, not a curated record
CAAUGUAUGCCUAUUGUGUGCCUAAUAUCAUAACUCUCCCUUUUCCCUCUGUCUCUCUGGGGUGCAGAAUACACAUUGCGGGUUAGUUUCUUUAGUUUUGGUUAUUUUGAAAUGGCUGUUGUGUACAAAACGAAAUCAUUUUUGUCGUUAACAGGCAGAGUUGUAAACAAGGCUGUAAGCUUCAUUGUCUUCUCUUUUUUAGACCUUCUUGAUUUCGUUCUAUGUUUUGUUUACAAAGUGGCGGAUUUCUUCAUCGAAGCUGAAUGCAAGCCUUGUUAUUGCUCCUCAGCAAAAGAAGCCAUCACUAGCAGUGGCAAAAUCUUAGUAUCUGAACAAGGUGAAUCAAAAAUUGUUCGCCUUACUUCUACCAAGUUACAUCUAGAGGAGAUUUCAGAUACUCUCUACACACGACCUUCCUUGGUGUCUGAGGUCUCAAAAUUAACUGUUAAUGAGCUAAAGAGGCUCAAGGUUGACGGCACUAUCAUUCAAUCUUGUGAGAAGAUCAAGAUUGAAAUGCUACAAGGAAAGAUCGGAGGGCAGCAAUUUCAUCCUAUUCCGAGAUGGUCCGAUUGUGAUUGUAAAUUCUGUAAUUCUUGGACCUCGUGUAGCAGAGAUACCCUCUUUGUUAAAGCCGAAGGACGAAAAGAUCACAAGGCACGAGAAGAUGUGUUGUUUAUUCAUGGGUUCAUUUCAUCUUCAGCAUUUUGGACGGAAACAUUAUUCCCCAACUUCUCAACUGCUGCAAAAUCAAAAUAUCGGUUAUUUGCCAUUGAUCUUCUAGGAUUUGGAAGGAGUCCUAAACCAACAGACUCCCUCUACACUCUGAGAGAGCAUUUGGACAUGAUUGAAAAGUCUGUGAUUGAACCCAAUAAAGUUAAAUCCUUCCACAUUGUAGCUCAUUCUUUAGGCUGUAUUUUAGCUCUUGCUCUGGCUGUAAAAUACCCUAAAUCCAUCAAGUCCCUCACCCUCCUUGCACCACCAUAUUUUCCAGUACCAAAGGGCGAACAAGCCACGCAGUACAUGAUGAGAAGGGUAGCUCCAAGACAAGUUUGGCCAUUAAUAGCUUUUGGGGCAUCGAUGGCUUGCUGGUAUGAGCACAUUUCUCGGACAAUCUGCUUGCUCAUUUGCAAGAACCACCGUUUGUGGGAAUUUCUCACCAAACUUGUCACCAGAAACAGAAUAAGGACUUUCUUGCUUGAAGGCUUCUUUUGCCACACACACAACGCUGCAUGGCACACCUUGCACAACAUUAUUUGUGGCACCGCCAGCAAGCUUGAUGGAUACUUGGAUGCCGUUCGCGACCACCUGAAAUGUGACGUCCACAUCUUCCACGGCAGAGACGAUGAACUUAUUCCGGUGGAAUGUAGCCACAAUGUUCAGUCAAGAAUCCCUCGUGCUAAGGUUAAGGUUGUUGAAAACAAAGAUCACAUUACGAUUGUUGUUGGAAGACAAAAGACUUUUGCCAGGGAACUGGAGGAGAUUUGGAAGGGAUCAUCAAGCGGCCAUCAUUCUGCUUCUUGUGAUUAUACACAAAAUCACCAAUAAAUUAUUUUAUAUAUAUAUAUAUAUAUAUAUAUGGAAUAGGAUGGAUAUGGAUAAAAAGCUAGCCUGAAAUUAGCAGGUUUUCUAGCUAUUUAAUUUUAUUUCAAAUGUGAAGUCCCACUUAGGCUUUGUCUUUGUGAGGUUCUUGUCCACUACAAUUCAGGUGUGGAAUGCCUAGUUAUGAAAUUGUGAAUUUGAUAAAUCAAACAAUCUUUUUCUUAUAAUUAAUUGU